CUUCUCCAUAUCCAUCUUUUCUUUCAUUUUUCCACUUGGCCGAGCCAUCCAGAGCCUUUUCAAUGUAUAAAAUGGAAUAUUCUUACCUCAAUUCCUCUGCCUACGAGUCCUGUAUGGCUGGUAUGGACACCUCCAGCCUGGCUUCAGCCUAUGCGGACUUCAGUUCCUGUAGCCAGGCCAGUGGCUUCCAGUAUAACCCCAUCAGGACCACUUUUGGGGCCACGUCCGGCUGCCCGUCCCUCACGCCGGGAUCCUGCAGCCUGGGCACCCUCAGGGACCACCAGAGCAGUCCGUACGCCGCAGUUCCUUACAAACUUUUUACCGACCACGGAGGCCUCAACGAGAAGCGCAAGCAGCGGCGCAUUCGCACCACCUUCACGAGCGCGCAGCUCAAGGAGCUGGAGCGCGUCUUCGCGGAGACGCACUACCCAGACAUCUACACGCGGGAGGAGCUGGCCCUAAAAAUCGACCUGACCGAGGCGCGGGUUCAGGUGUGGUUCCAGAACCGCCGCCCUCCGCCCUGA
Echinops telfairi (small Madagascar hedgehog) is the source of this 524-nucleotide messenger RNA. RefSeq names its product paired like homeobox 2B (gene PHOX2B). Lineage: Eukaryota; Metazoa; Chordata; Mammalia; Afrosoricida; Tenrecidae. Bases 63 to 524 code for a protein of 153 amino acids. The record is from RefSeq and is a predicted model, not a curated record. Gene Ontology annotation, biological process: regulation of transcription by RNA polymerase II. Gene Ontology annotation, molecular function: RNA polymerase II transcription regulatory region sequence-specific DNA binding; DNA-binding transcription factor activity, RNA polymerase II-specific. The transcript is spliced from 4 exons.